This is a messenger RNA of Uranotaenia lowii, 1030 nucleotides long. RefSeq lists its product as uncharacterized. The coding region runs from base 100 to 918 and encodes 272 amino acids. NCBI's taxonomy places the organism in Eukaryota, Metazoa, Arthropoda, Insecta, Diptera, Culicidae. The transcript has 3 exons. The record is from RefSeq and is a predicted model, not a curated record.
UGUUAGAGAAACGUAAACAAUGUUUUGCUCUGAAUGUUCUUCGAAUGGCAUAGACAAAAUUUAGUUUGAAAAAAGCGAUUGGUGAAAUUAAUUAAUACAAUGGAGGCAUCUUUUGAAGUUCUAUUUUGGUUGCAGAUAGAAAAACUCGUGGGCCCAGUUCCCGAAAACCUGAAACUAUUGCUCCAGUUUUCUUGCUUCUGCAAUAUCUCGAUAGCUGAUUUGGACGAUGAACUGAUUAACCAAAUCGAACAGGAAGCACGAACUAUUCCGGCUGUCCUCAGAAUUGCCAGUAACGAAAGGUUGAUGAAAAAGUAUUUCGGCGUUUAUUUCCUGUUUCCCAAUGAAUUUCGGUUCCGCUCCGGCGAAAGAAUGCUUAUGAAGAACAUCGCCAUGGCUGUGCGGAAAAAAGGUUUGGACAGCUUUAUUCAAUCAUUGAGACCAAUUCCCCAAGAAUCGAGACCAGUUAUGAUCAGCAUGCCAGUGCAAAAUACAGACCCACAAACGCUACGGCAAAUUUUGAAAGAUAAAAUACUCAAUGCCCUCAACAACAGCCAGCCCGAAAUAAUUCCUGAAUAUUUGAAAAUCAUUCAAGAACACUUGGACGUUCAGAUAGUGACCGAACAGGGAAUACCGGAUGCCUUCGUUAUUUGCCCGCUCUGUAAUGCAAAAUCCAAGCUAUCCAAAGACCGCCCGGGGCAUAUAAUCGUGUCCAAUUAUACUCUACAUGUUCGCAAGUACCACAGUUAUGGACCCGUGAGCCAAGGACAAGGGGCGAAACGAAAGAUAGAAGAGUUUGGUUCCGGUGCAGAAUUUAUGCCUGAGCACAUGAUGGAUUCAAUAGUCAAAGAAGAACCGGAUACGAGUGUAUACGAACACAACAGUGGUGGCGCUCCUUUUUAUCAAAUUGAUUUAGGUUAGAUUAAUGAAUUUUAUAAUUUUUUGAUGUAAAAUGUGAUAAAAAUCUCUCGAAAACUUUCCAUUUUUAAAAGUUAAAAUAAAAAUCGGUAAACACGAAAAUAAUCAACACUUC